AUGGCGACCCUCGACGACAUCUCGGGCAACGAGGAGGGCAAGCGCACCAUCGAGCUCUCGGCGUCGGUCGCGUCCACCGGCUCGACACUGCGCUCCGCCUCGCCCGUGGAUCCUAUCAAGACCCCCAAGGUCCGUUUCGAGUCGCUCCCCUUGCCACCCAGCCAGGCCAUGGCGACUCCGAAGAAAACUACCCUCGCGCAGAUCUUCGACUUUGACACCGACGUCCCGCGCCAGCGUCACAGGUUUGGAUUCAACUUUACCCCGCCGCCUCCCGAGAAAGCGAUGUCGGAGGGAUCGGGUGGCGACGACGAUGUGCCGGAGCUGAAAGUGUUUACGGGUGACGAGAAGGUCGAGGAGGAAGUCCACAUGCGUGACGAGGGCGAGGAGCACCGCGAGGGCGAGCAGAGCGACGAAGGGGACGAGUUGAUGUCGAGCGCGGCGAGCGCUGAUGGCUCCCCUGGCCCCAGCUCGCCGCCGAAAGACGCCUUCGUCACCAAGGCCGACACGCCCCCGCGCCUGUACGUCACUGUGCCCCUCCGCGGUGUCACGCCCACGAUGGCGCCCCCUUCGAAUCUAAAGCCGCCCCCUCUGCAGGGCAAGUCGCUCAAGAUCGAGCAUCACCUCGAGGUCCGCACGCCCAGCAAGGUCAAGUUCACGGUGCAGUCGCCCGAGGCCGACGAGCCUGCGUCCGUCGACCCGCCCUCAUCGGACGUACACCAGCCGACCGCCAAGCUGGCCGCACUCCAGGCCGAGAGACUUACCAUUGCACAGAUCAAGAAGCAGGUCAAGAAUGAAAAGUCUAAGGCGAAGCUGCUGGCGAUGCCCAGGCGUGUCUCGCCGGAGAAGAAGAGGGCUUGGCUGAAGAAGACGAAUGGAGACCGUGGCCGCGCGGCGACACUGAGCAAGCGUAGCGAGACUGAACCGCGCACCUCUGCCGCGCGCCACAGCUCCCCCGCCGCGAGCUCAGAACAUGCAACGACGCUGUCCGACGUCGUGGCGUUCAUGGAAGCGCAUCCCGCCCUCGUCGCGCCCCCAAUCACGCUCGACACGGACCUGAGCCUCGUCGCGCGCUUGACGCCGGUGCUCAUCAACGAAGUGCGCGAGAAGAUGGACACGCUCCGGCGCUACCUGCGCGAGGCCGAGGAUGCGGGCGAAGAUCUGGAGCCGUACAUGGCACAGUGGAAGAGGUGGGUCGAGGAGCACAACGCGUUCGUGCUGCACGACAAGCUGCGUGGUCCGUCGGCUUUGUGA
Trichosporon asahii var. asahii CBS 2479 is the source of this 1251-nucleotide messenger RNA. RefSeq lists its product as uncharacterized. The transcript is spliced from 4 exons. The record is from RefSeq and is a predicted model, not a curated record. The coding region runs from base 1 to 1251 and encodes 416 amino acids. NCBI's taxonomy places the organism in Eukaryota, Fungi, Basidiomycota, Tremellomycetes, Trichosporonales, Trichosporonaceae.